This is a messenger RNA of Tarenaya hassleriana, 2673 nucleotides long. RefSeq names its product probable serine/threonine-protein kinase At1g54610. Gene Ontology annotation, cellular component: cyclin-dependent protein kinase holoenzyme complex; nucleus. The record is from RefSeq and is a predicted model, not a curated record. Gene Ontology annotation, biological process: positive regulation of transcription elongation by RNA polymerase II; protein phosphorylation. The coding region runs from base 165 to 2294 and encodes 709 amino acids. The transcript is spliced from 10 exons. Gene Ontology annotation, molecular function: RNA polymerase II CTD heptapeptide repeat kinase activity; ATP binding; cyclin-dependent protein serine/threonine kinase activity. Lineage: Eukaryota; Viridiplantae; Streptophyta; Magnoliopsida; Brassicales; Cleomaceae.
UUCUUUUUUUUUGUAUAAAAACAAAAAAACCUCAACUGUUUCACUGUCUGCUCCUCUGUUGUUUCAGAAGAUUCAGCCGACUCGUUUUCGGGUUCUGUCCGGGAUCUCAAUCGGGUCGGGUCGUCGCCGGGCCGGUGGAGAUCAAAAGGUCGCAUGUGGGUUUGAUGGGCUGUGUAAGCUCGAAGCAGACAGUCUCUGUGACGCCUGCAAUUGACCACUCGGGCGUUUUCAGGGACAAUGCGGGUUCCGGGUCGGGUCGAAUCGGGGCGGAGGAUCCGGUGCCUGAGAAGAAGUCGGUCGUGGCUUGGAGGAGCAAGAGCGGGAGCAAGAGCGGGAGGAGGAGGAGCAAGAAUGAGUUGGGGAGCGAGUUGAGCGAGUCGGGUCGGGCGAGUUUGACUUGCCGGAGCGAGUCGCUGAGCUUCCGGCUCGGGAACCUUAGCAGGUACCUGGAAGCCGAGCAGGUGGCCGCCGGUUGGCCGGCGUGGCUCAGCAACGUUGCCGGCGAUGCCAUCCACGGAUGGAUCCCACUUCGAUCUGACGCUUUCGAAAAGCUCGAGAAGAUCGGACAAGGUACAUACAGCAAUGUGUUCCGAGCUCGAGAGCUCGAAACUGGGAGGAUAGUAGCUCUAAAAAAGGUGAGGUUCGACAAUUUCGAGCCAGAGAGCGUAAGGUUCAUGGCCCGAGAGAUUUUGAUUCUUCGAAGGCUCGAUCAUCCCAACAUUAUCAAACUGGAAGGUUUAGUUACUUCCAAACUAUCCUGCAACAUUUAUCUCGUGUUCGAGUACAUGGAGCAUGAUCUCACCGGUCUUCUUUCUUGUCCCGACAUCAAGUUCUCUACUCCACAGAUCAAAUGUUACAUGAAGCAGUUAAUGUCUGGACUCGAUCAUUGUCACUCACGAGGCGUUAUGCAUCGGGACAUAAAGGGUUCAAAUCUUUUGGUGAAUAACGAAGGAAUAUUAAAGGUGGCUGAUUUCGGGCUUGCGAAUUUCUGUAAUUCUUCCGGGAACAAGCAACAACCCCUCACGAGCCGAGUCGUGACUCUCUGGUACCGUCCACCCGAGCUUUUGCUCGGGGCAACAGACUAUGGAGCGUUUGUCGAUUUGUGGAGUGUUGGUUGCGUUUUUGCCGAGCUUCUGCUAGGCAGGCCGAUUCUCCAAGGAAGAACUGAGGUUGAACAAUUGCACAAGAUAUUCAAGCUGUGUGGAUCUCCACCAUCAGAUUACUGGAAAAAAUCCAAACUUCCUCAUGCAAUGCUGUUCAAACCGCAACAACAUUACGACGGUUGUCUCCGAGAAACCUUGAAAGAUUUGUCCGAAUCUGAAGUUAAUCUGAUAGAAACUCUUCUUUCUAUCGAGCCUCACAAACGUGGGACUGCCUCUUCUGCCCUUGUUUCAGAGUAUUUUGUGACAGAGCCUUAUGCUUGUGAUCCCUUGAGUUUACCGGUAUACCCACCAAGCAAGGAGAUUGAUGCAAAGCAUCGAGAAGAAACAACAAGGAAAACGACUAGUGGUAAUGGUAAUGGAAGAGCUCGGUGUACAGAAACGAGGAAGGCAACUCGAAAGCCACUUGCUUUCACUAAAUUGGCACCACUCGAGGAUGUAGUACCCAAAACCCGAGGCCUUCAGAAACGUUACGGUCACUCCAUUCAUAAUUCGAUUGAAAGUGAUGCCGGGUUAGGUGGACAACUCCUCCAAAAACCAUCGGAUCAUCACGAGAAAGAUGAAGCUUCUCAUCCGAAGAAUGCAUCACAAGGAGAUGUACCUUUCUCAGGGCCAUUACAAGUUUCCGUAUCGAGUGGUUUUGCGUGGGCAAAGCGUAGAAAAGAUGAUGCGUGCGUUAGGUCACAUAAUAGAUCUCUCUCGAGAGGCCACAUUCCUAACCUCUUGGGACCUUCUCCUGCCCAGACCGGUAAAAGUGACGUUGAAUCUAAGAUGAGUGAGAACGAUAAGGAAGAUAAAGAUGGGGCCAGAACAGAUUCCCAGAGCCGUGAGUCAUACGAGAUGAUGAAACGUUCUUUGCUGAAGCAGUGGAGCCAACUCGAACGCCCGGAUUCUUUCGAUGCUUCGGAGGAGUAUCGUUCACAGGAACUGUCACUGGCAAUGUAUCAGAGAGAAGAAAUGGCUGCAAAACUCGGUAAUUUGUGUUGUCAAGAUGAUGGGGACAAGAUUCAAUUCUCCGGCCCUGUCUUGUCUCAAUCUUAUGGAGUCGAUGAGCUCUUGGAACGUCAUGAACGUCAGAUCCGCCAUCUAGUUCGUAAAUCAUGGUUCCACAAAGGUAAGAAACAGAGGAAGUAGCUUGUGGAGAUUUGUCUGAUAAUGACAAGAGAAACCAGAAGAAGAAGAAGAAGAAGAAAAAGAAAGCUCCAAGAACUGACAUGGCAUCAGCUGCAGGAACCGUGAUUUAUUGGAUAAGAUCCGAGAUUCAAGAGGGUGGUGAUGCAGUUUUGUUAAUGCUAUUGCAUAUUAUAUAAUGUUAUAGAUAACAAAUUUGAGAGCUUAUUGAUUUUUUAUGUCUGUCUUCUGAUAUAUAACUCAAGGCAUGCUGGAAUGUAUAGAGCCAGGCCUGCGAUUAUGAUAUUUUCUUAAGCUUACAUCUUUCCAAGUAUAUGUGGAUGUAUAUAUCUAUAAUUAUAUAUGUAAACCUUUUUGAAAGGAAUGUGGCUUUAAACUUCAA